This is a messenger RNA of Hevea brasiliensis (rubber tree), 2100 nucleotides long. Its product is annotated as isoprene synthase, chloroplastic. The transcript is spliced from 7 exons. Lineage: Eukaryota; Viridiplantae; Streptophyta; Magnoliopsida; Malpighiales; Euphorbiaceae. The record is from RefSeq and is a predicted model, not a curated record. Gene Ontology annotation, molecular function: magnesium ion binding; terpene synthase activity. Gene Ontology annotation, biological process: diterpenoid biosynthetic process. Bases 68 to 1855 code for a protein of 595 amino acids.
GCAAAAUAGUUGGUGUUCAAGCCAGAAGAAAUAUUUGUGUGUGUUUCUGUUGUUGGUGUGGCUAUUCAUGGCGACUGAACUGCUGUGCUUGCCACGUCCAUUCUCAUCAUCAGCACAAAAACUAUACAGAUUUCCCUUGCAAAGAGCCUUUCAUCUCCGUCUCCAUGGCACUCCCAUGACUCUGCAAGUACGUUGCUCGGUGGCCAACGAAAAUUCCAGUUUAACGGAGUCUAGAAGGUCGGCCAACUUUCAGCCUAACAUAUGGAGUUAUGACUAUUUGCAGUCCUUGAAGAAUGAUCAUUCGGUUGAGACGUACAAAGAUAAGGCAACUAGGCCGGAGCAAGAGGUGAGAAGUAUGAUUACCAAUGAAAAAACAGAGUUGCUCUCUGUUCUUGACUUGAUUGAUACAGUCCAAAGGCUAGGAUUGGGGUACCGUUUCGAGUCCGAGAUAAGGAAAGCCCUUGAAAGAUUUGUGUCUUUAGGCGGACUUGAUGUGGAAAGAAUUGAUAGCCUACAUGCUACUGCUCUUAGUUUCAGGCUCCUCAGAGAACAUGGUUUUGAGGUCUCUCCAGAUGUGUUUAUGAAAUUCAAGGAUGAAUAUGGGAAUUUCAAGGAGUGCCUCAAAGAGGACAUUAAGGCAAUGUUGAGUCUGUAUGAAGCUUCAUAUCUUGCGUUUGAAGGAGAAACAAUAUUGGAUGAGGCCAAUUCAUUCACAAGAUUACAUCUAAAAAGGCUCAAAGAAAAAGAAAGCAAUCACAUUGUAGAACAGUUGAAUCAUGAAUUAGAGCUUCCUUUGCAUCGUAGAACGCAGCGAUUGGAGGCUCUGUGGAGUAUUGAUGCAUACAGUAAAAGGGAAGAUGCUAAUCGAGCACUGCUUGAGCUUGCUGUAAUGGAUUUCAACAUGGUGCAGUCACAUCUCCAAAAAGAUCUUCGAGACCUGUCAAGGUGGUGGAGGACCAUGGGUCUUGCAACCAAGCUGAACUUUGCUAGAGACAGAUUAAUGGAGUCCUUCUUUUGGGCAGUAGGGAUGAUUUUUGAACCACAAUACAGCAGUUGCCGUAAAGGUCUAACAAAAGCGGCUGCAUUACUAACGCUUUUUGAUGAUGUGUAUGAUGUUUAUGCUACUUUGGAUGAGUUGGAACUGCUUACAGAUGCUAUUCAAAGAUGGGAUGUCAAUGCAAUCAACAAUCUUCCAGAUUAUCUGAAGCUGUGCUUUUUAGCUCUGUAUAAUACUGUUAAUGAGAUGGCUUAUGAAAACCUUAAGGAGAAAGGAAUAAACAUUCUUCCAUACCUUACAAAUGCAUGGGCUGAUAUGUGCAACGCAUUCCUACAAGAAGCAAAAUGGUUUUACAAAAAGUCCACACCAUCAUACGAGGAGUAUCUUGAAAAUGCAUGGAUCUCUUCAUCAGGGCCCCUUCUAUUAGUUCAUGCCAAUUGCUUGAUAAGUGACAGUAUCACAGAGCAGGAGGCUGAAGGCUUAGAAAAGUACCAUGAUCUCUUGCGCUGGCCUUCCACCAUCUUUCGGCUGUGCAACGAUUUGGUUUCUGCAUCGGCCGAAUUAGAAAGCAGUGAAACUGCAAAUUCUAUUGUGUGCUACAUGAAUGACAAUGGUCUUUCUGAGGAACUUGCAAGUAAGCAAAUGAGGAAUUUGAUUGAUGAAAUCUGGAAGAAGAUGAACAAAGAAAGAGUUGAGAACUCUAUAUUUGCAAAACCUUUUAUUGAAACAGCAUUUAACCUUGCUCGCAUAGCCCAUUGUACAUAUCAGUAUGGAGAUGGGUAUAGUGCUCCAGAUGAACGAUCAAGGAAACGUGUAUCAUCGGUGAUAAUUGAGCCUCUUUCGCUCAAUGAUCGAUAAAGGACUUGUUUUCUUCAAGCACAUUAUAUGUGCAUUACAGGGUUUAUAGUUCAUAGAAUAAAUACAAUAGUUAAGCUAAACAUGUGAGUAUGAUUUUACUAUACAGCUAGUAAGUUUGCAACAUAUGACGUGUAAACUCUUUAGAUGAAUAUUAAAAUUAAUAUAUGAAGGAUGAGGAGGGAGGUUGGUCAUUGUAUUUCCAUUCUCUAUAUCAAUAAUUUUAUUUCACUCCCAUUCCUGAUGUA